Vicia villosa (hairy vetch) is the source of this 2730-nucleotide messenger RNA. Its product is annotated as putative E3 ubiquitin-protein ligase RF4. The transcript has 3 exons. NCBI's taxonomy places the organism in Eukaryota, Viridiplantae, Streptophyta, Magnoliopsida, Fabales, Fabaceae. Bases 184 to 2349 code for a protein of 721 amino acids. The record is from RefSeq and is a predicted model, not a curated record.
UUCUCAUUUUCAUUCCAAAAACCCAAAACCCAGAGAGAGUGUAAGAACCAACAAACACGCAUUUCACACACUCUCUAAAUAAGCGUCGCACACUCUUAACCAAAGCUACUUCCAAAAACCUCUUCCGUUUUCUUCUCCAUUGCUGCUCAAAUCUUCAAACAACUCCAGGAAAAAGGUAGUAUAAUGGCUGAAGAAAUGGAUAAACCUGCUGAUUAUGAGCAAGGUAGUAAUUGCAAGAGAAAAUUGAAUCAUGAGUUUUCUAUGGUUCCGGACGAGCGUUCGUCGAAUGUGGAUGGUGAUUUUUCUCUCUACGGAUUUACGAAUCUGCCAGACUUAAAUGAAUUUGAUCCGUCGGGAUUGGAUUUAGAUUGUUAUACAGAGGAGCCGCAGUUACGCGUGCUCGAGGUUGAGGAUUGGAAGGAUCCUAUGGCGAUUAAGCUGGAGGAGUUACUGAUGAGUAAUUUGGAUUCGAUUUUCAGAAAUGCAAUCAGGAAGAUUGUUGAUUUAGGUUACAGUCAACAAAUGGUUGAAAAGGCUCUUUCGAGGAAGGCCUUGUAUGCAGAAGGAGACCUUGUCGCUAAUAUUGUUUGCUACACGGUGAAAAAUUUGAAGGAAAAAUGUAGUGAGAGUAUUGCAGAAUUUGCAUUUCAAAACUUUAAGCAGUUACUGCAUUAUUUCUUGGUGGAGAUGAUCGGUAUACUUCGCGAACUAAUGCCGUCCAUAACUGUAACUGAAGCAAUGUGGGAGUUGCUGAUACAUGAUUUGAGUAUAACGCGUGUUAUUGGAGCUGAUGAUCAGUCGAGUGAUGUUUCUAGCGAGCAAAGCUCUGACAAGUCUUCGGUUCCCCCAUCAAAGCCAGAGGUUCAACAAAGCUCUGAUGUAGUUUCCGACUCCAGUUUGAUAACUAGCCAAAAGGGCUUCCAGGAAAGUAAAUCAGGAUCUAAUUCCAAGCUGAAUAGUAGAAAAGAACUUGCAUUUGCACUUAGGCAGAAGUUCAUUCAUAUGGAGAAAACUAAAGCUUGUGGAAAAGGUGGUGUUAAAUUAGCUAAGCUUACAAGCGUAAGUGGUUUGAUUGUUGAAAAAAGACUUAAGCCACAGUCUGAAAUUCCUAAUCAGAAAAUGAAACGCGGCUCCUCAAAUUCAAAAGGAGUUAGUAAAGCAGAAAAAGGGGUUAGUAUAGCAAACAUAUGCCAAGUUUCAACCAAUGAUGAUUCAGCUGUACCUGAAGGAGGUAGUUCCCCAAUGAAAACAAUCCAACCAAAACCUAACCCAUGCUCCUCUGUCACUCAAAAGGUUCAAAACUACUGUGCUCGUAUUCCUUUUGACAAGAUUUCGGGCAAGUUUAUCCCAAGGGAUGAAAAGGACGAACAAAUUUUGAAAUUAGUUUCUCGAGCGCAAGAAUUGCAGGAUGAGCUACAAAGCUGGAAUGACUGGACUACUAAGAAGGUUAUGCAGGUAGCUGAUAAGGUUCGCAAGAUUCAGGCUGAGUCUAAAUCUCUGAAAAAAGAAAUGGAAGCAUAUAGGAAAGAAAGGAAAGCUGUAGAGGAGAAUGCUGAGAAAAGGAUCACUGAAGUGGAGAAUGCUACGGAAAAUAAUAAAAAACAAAUUCAGAGUGCUGCUUCUUCCAUCUUCAUUCUAGAGACAAAAAAAUCAUUGCUAGAGAAGGAGUUGGAGUCUGCUAGGUUGUUGGCUGAACAGUCUAUGACAACCCAUCGAGAAGCACUGGUGAGAGAAAGGAUGGCUAUUCAACAAGCUCAGUCAUGGAAUUCGGAGAAGGAGUUGCUUCAAGAUGAACUUGAGAAAGAGAAGCAAACAUUAUCUAAGCUGCAACAGGAGAUAGAAAAGGGGAAAAAUGUGCUAGCCAAUACUGAGGGUAGAGUAAAAAGGGAGAAAGCUAAGACAGAGAAGAUCCUGGCACAGGCUGCAUACUUUAGAAAAGAAAGAGAACAAUAUGAAGCACUCAUGAAAGCUGAAGAGGAUGCCAUUAGAAAGAAGGCAGCUAGUGAGCUGCAGGAAUAUGUGGAAAGCAUGGUAAAGCUCGAGAAUGAGAUUGCUAAGCUGAGACUCAAAUCUAAUUCCAAUAAAAGUAUUUCAUCUGUGGUGAAAGAAAACAAGAAAUCUGAGACAUCUAUAACAGGGAGCUCGGAAGGCGGAAAAUUGUUGAAGCGGGAGCACGAGUGUGUCAUGUGUCUCUCAGAGGAGAGGUCGGUUGUUUUUCUGCCAUGCGCACAUCAGGUUUUGUGUCCGACAUGCAAUGAGCUCCAUGAGAAACAAGGGAUGAAGGAAUGUCCUUCAUGUAGGACCCCUAUUGAGUUUAGGAUUCGUGCCAAAUUUCUUGGGCAGCAGUAGAUAUAUAUUAUCCUUAGUGGAUAGGAAUUGUGAUGAAAGCAUUGCAGUUAGUUCAGAGGGUUCUCCAAGGAGGUUCGUUUUGAAGGUAGUUUAGACCAUUAUGGUGGCUACAUUUUAUGUUAUAAACUUUAUGUUUUGAGACUGAAUUAGUUCCUAGUCCGCGUCUCCCCUUUACCCCAAAAUAGGAAAAUAAAACAGAAAGAGAAACAGCAUAGACAGAAAUAAUUGUCCUUUGAGACAGUUAUGUGUACAUUUUUUACAGUGAAUUUCAAUAGCAAAGAGAAACUUGAUGGAUUUGGUUCUUCUAUAUCAUGUUUGGAAAUGUAUAAAUUAGUGCAUUAUGCAAGUUUGGCCCUUCACUUUCAAUAGCUCUCUAUCUAU